Molecule: messenger RNA, 2544 nt
Organism: Etheostoma cragini (Arkansas darter)
Lineage: Eukaryota; Metazoa; Chordata; Actinopteri; Perciformes; Percidae
Gene: depdc1b
Product: DEP domain containing 1B
Exons: 12
Coding region: 170-1768 (532 amino acids)
Biological process (GO): intracellular signal transduction
Source: RefSeq, a predicted model, not a curated record
CGUUCAAAUGAUGUGACGCACGAGAUUCAAAGUUGGCCGCAACGUUUCUGUUGAGAUACUCUGGUAGCAUAGCUCGCUUGUUUUCAUCCGCAGCUGAAGCUUUAACAAGCCUAUAAAAUAUAAAUUUCUCCAUGUUUUCACACGAGUGAAGUGGGUUAUCACCAUCAGAAUGGACGGUAAAGUCAUUGGACCGGGUCCAUACAGGGCGACCAAGCUGUGGAAUGAAACCAUUAAACUCUUCCGUGGAGGCAUGCCGCUGAGAAGGCACUGGGCGCACUUCCGCUACUAUGAUUGUAGUUUCACAGGAUCCGAGGCUGUGGAUUAUCUGCAUGAGCUGCUGAGGCGCAACUACAACUUUGGCCCCGAGGUGACUCGUUACCAGACUCUGCAGCUGCUCAGGAAGUUCCUCAAGGCCCAUGUCAUAGAAGACAUCAAGGGACGCCAUGGGUCAGAGGACUUUGAAGACAACGGCCAUCUGUACAGGUUCCCCUCCUCGUCCCCCCUCAAGUCUUUUCCAACAAGGCCUCUGUUGAGAGACAGCGCUGACCUUCCCAGACUCAUUCGCUGGGACGACUACGAAGAGUUGCCUCAGCGGGAAAACAUUCCACCCCUGAAGUCUGCUGUCAUGACCUCAGAUUUGUGGAAUAAAAGGCACAGUGUAGCUAUUGGGGAUGUGCAUGAAUGCAAGCUCAUACGAAGGAAGGAGGUAACUCCAAAGCAAGUGGACCACAUCUGGAAGUCCAUGACAGUUGCCCAUUUACAGAGAGUGUUGGGCCUAACGUCAUUGGAUGGAGUAUUAAACCCGACGCAUGUGAACGGCAAGCACAUUGUUCAUAAUGUGUUCAGCGUUAAUAAGACGGGCAUAGUCAUAUUGGAGAACAAAGCCGAGGACAUGCCGUAUUGGGUGGUAUCAGCAAUGAAAUGCCUCGCCAAUUGGCCUAAUGCCAAUGAAAGCAAACAGCCAGUGUACCCGGGUUUCGAGAGGGAUGUUCUGAAAACAGUGGCCGAUUACUUUCAGAGACUCAAAGAACCCCUGUUGACUUUCCAUCUAUAUGAAGUCUUUGUCAACAUUCUGAGUCUGCUGCAGGAGCAGGAGGUCGCCACUGAGGCGCUACAGUUCAGCUGUCUCUUACUGCCGCCUCCUAACCGAAGACGCCUCCAGCUGUUACUGCGCCUCAUGUCCCGGGUCUGCCAGAAUCCCACCCUGCCUCCACUCAAUGACACACUUGCUACCCGCACACUGAUGGUGCAGAUGUUCUCUCACUGCGUUCUGGGCUCAGUGGAUGAGAUGGACCUGGAUGAGCUGCUUGCCACUAAAUUGGUGACCUUCAUGAUGGAGCACCACAACACCAUCUUCCAGGUUCCUUCCAAGCUGCGUCGCCAGGUCGAGGAGCACCUGUCACACCUCAAAAGAGUUCAAAUCAAAUACGCAGGUUCAGACACGGACAGCAGUGCCUCUCCAGCAUUCUGUAAACAGAUCAGCAGGGUGGAGUCUGAGGAGCAGAAGGUAAUAGGAACCCAGACCCCCCUGCAGGCGCUGCUGGAAGGCCUGAUAGCAGACAAAGAACUCCCUGCCAAGGACAAGAGGAAAAGGCUUAAACAGUUCCAGAGGUCCUACCCAGAGAUCUACCGCAAUCGAUUUCCCACAGAGGAAAGCAAGGCUGCUGUAGUACCUGAGAAAACCCCCCGACUGAAACCUCACCUCAUGUUUUUCACCAUCAAGAAACCCUUCCAGCCCUUUCAGAGGAGCUGGAGUUUUAGGGCGUGAUGUGCCCCCCCCGACACAUCUACACUUCAGGCUGUAAACACAUCUCAAGCUCAGCGUAGUGAGGCUACGAGCUGUAAUGGUGAUCUGCUGACACACACUACAAUUAAUGUUUCAAAAGGAUGACUUGGACUUUGUAGCACUGUUGAACUAAGAUAUUAAUUUAAAGGGUCAGUUCACACAAUGAUAAUAAUAUUAACAAUAAUAAUGAUGGCAUAUGGCCACAUAGCUUGAAUUUGGUCGCAAAACAGUAGCAACUAACUAAACUGCAAACAACAACUGUGGAUAGCUGAAUUGACCCUUUUUAACAAAUGUUUUACUGUGUUGAUAGAAUACUUGAACUUAGUGUAUCUGUGUUUCCUACACUAACACUUAAACCCCACUGAUGUUUCUUAAAUAAAUUACGUAUUGGUAAAUGUUUCUAAGAUAUUAUGCUAGAAAGAUCUACUGAGAACACUUUGGCUAUUUCAUAUAUAUAAUGUGCUGUAACAGAAAUAUUCUGAUGCAUUUCUUGGUAUUACUUAGCCUUCAAACCUAUUGUGAUAUUAUGAGAUGGACUCUUGCAACGAUACAUUUCAUUUUGAUAAAAUACUUGCUGAUGGAAUGGUCAUUUUGAUCUUGGCAACUCAGCCUAAUGUAAAAGAUAUAUAAAUAUAUAUAUAUUUUUCUAACUUUGUCAGUUAAACAGUUACUUAAUGUCAAUGAACAUAUCAAGGGUUAUCUAAGAAAGAGGGUGAAUGUGAGGUGUUACAUAACUGAGAUGCUGUAGUAGGAAAAAA